Lodderomyces beijingensis is the source of this 351-nucleotide messenger RNA. The record is from the annotation of a GenBank genome assembly. NCBI's taxonomy places the organism in Eukaryota, Fungi, Ascomycota, Pichiomycetes, Serinales, Debaryomycetaceae.
AUGCAACCCAAGUCAAUAACCCUCUUGCAGAAAAUAGACUCGAUAGUAGAACAACUACUAGUUAAAUUUCAAGACAUGUUCGAAGUGUUGAAAAACGACUCCAAGCCAAAAGAACUCCUAGCCGUCGAAUCGCUCACUAUUGAAAACGACGCUGUGCAAAUUAUCAAACUAUGUCAAGAUAUGUUGUCGAUACUGCGAAGUUUGAAAGAGACGUGGAUUUUGCAGACUUUGAAAGUUGCUCACGCUGGCCCACAGUCGAACGAAGAGCAGGAUUUCGAUGCUGUUUUUGAGAUGUUUAAUGAGUUGACGGAGAAAAUUGCAAAAUUCGACACGCCGCCUUUACCUUGCUAG